UCAGCCUGCAGCAGCUUCAUCAUGACGCGCUUCAAACGCUGUGCAGUGUGAGGAUCGAUCAGCUUCAUCGAUCUUCUGUCGGAGGAACGAACAGCGUCACUGGCAGUUAUUGAUCCGGGAUUAAAGAUGGUGAUCCGGGUUUAUGUGGCCUCCUCCAGCGGCUCUGUGGCGGUGAAGAAGCAGCAGCAGGCCGUGGUGGGCUUCCUGGAGGCCAACAGGAUCAGUUUCCAGGAGGUGGACAUCACCAUGCAGGAGGACCAGAGGCUCUGGAUGUACAGAAACAUCCCCAGAAACAAGCAGCCGGAGAAGGGAAACCCGCUGCCGCCACAGAUCUUCAACCAGGACCAGUACUGUGGGGAUUCAGAGUCGUAGACGAUGUCCGGCUCUGAGACGCCUCGAUUUCCCACAAUCCUCUUCACACGGACGCUUCAGCUGCUUGACCUUCAGAAGUCCUGAAACCACAUCAGAGUGAAGCUUCGUCUCCACAAACGGAAGAUCCACCCACAGCCGGUUGUGUGUCUGUUGUGUGUCUGUUGCGUGUCUGUUGCGUGUCUGUUGUGUUGUGUGUCUGUUGCGUGUCUGUUGUGUUGCGUGUCUGUUGUGUGUCUGUUGUGUGUCUGUUGCGUGUCUGUUGUGUGUCAGCGACAACAUGCAGCUGAACCUGAGCGUGGAGCAGAAGGCUGAAGAACAAAGUCUCUGCUGAACGUCGCUGCAGUUCGUCUGAUUAAAGGACGGUUCUGAUGUUUUCCUUCUUUCUGCAUCGACUCCAUGGAAUGAAUAAAAGCAGCAACGUUCUGCCUGAAGCCAUAAAACAGUGAAGAACUGGAUUUAAAAAACGAGUAAAUCACAGUUUAAUGCCUAAACAGCAGCACAGUGCUGGACACGCUGAACACAUCGAUAAAAGAAACAAGUCGAGUUAAAGAACUGAGCUGAGGAACACUGAGGAGACUGUGGACCCUCUGGUCGGGGAGUGUUCUUUAAAAUCAGCGUUUAUGACUCAGAACCAGUGACAACAGAAAGAACCGUUCUGUGCUCCGACAGCAGCAACACCAAAUCACGUUAUUCUGCGUUUCAUCUAAAAACUCGCCAACAUAAAGCUCAACCCACAUCCUGUCCAAGCAGCAGUGACUGGUGGUCCUGUAGCAGCAGGUGGAGGAGCAGCAGGUGGAGGAGCUGCAGGUGGAGGAGCUGCAGGUGGAGGAGCUGCAGGUGGAGGAGCUGCAGCUGGAGGAGCUGCAGGUGGAGGAGCUGCAGGUGGACUCCUGGCGUGUUUACAUGUGAAAUGAACUCAGAUGAUUCCUCGUAGAUCUUCAUACAUGUUGUGCCAUCAAGUGUGGAUCAGUAUUUAAAGUUCAGUUAAUGAUCCGACAGCGUUCCUGUUUCUGCUGAGUUCUGUCCUGAUUUCUUGUCAAACUGUGUGAACGCUGUGAGUUUCUGGUGGAUGUUUUCAGAACUUCAGUAUCUGGACUCUUGUGGUUCUUAAAGAAGCUUCAUGCUGGUGAAAGUAAAAGUUUCUUUUGUUGAGCCUUCAGCUGGUUUUUGGUGUUUCUUCUGUUCUGUGGAGAGUCUUUGCUGCUGAUCUGGGACCUUCUGUCCCGUCGGUUUCUUCAUGUGCACAUUUUUCUCUUUCUGUUUAAGAACCAACUCUUUUUGUUUAAUGAAUAAACUGUGAUGAACAUUAAAA
Messenger RNA from Stegastes partitus (bicolor damselfish), 1684 nucleotides. It is a transcript of the gene sh3bgrl2, whose product is annotated as SH3 domain binding glutamate-rich protein like 2. Lineage: Eukaryota; Metazoa; Chordata; Actinopteri; Pomacentridae. Gene Ontology annotation, cellular component: cytoplasm. Bases 127 to 372 code for a protein of 81 amino acids. The record is from RefSeq and is a predicted model, not a curated record. The transcript has 3 exons.